UUACAUGCCGCCAAGCUUGUUGCCUGUUGGAGUUGGCGAAUGGCGAUCCAUUAAUCUUAACAAAAGAAACUUGGAAGGCUAGCUUGCUUUAUUGGAAACCAUCCGCAUCGCCUGACCAACCUUCAUCUUUGUCAUUUCCUAACUACUACAACUGCCACGGUAAACUACCACAAAAACGUUGAGAGAGAGGGAGAGAGAGAUGGGGAAGAGUAUUAGUGAAGUUACAAUGGAGGACUUGGUGCAGGCAGGCCUAGCGAUAGAAGAGGCCAAGGAGUUUCAAAGGGUCCUUAACGAAGCAGUUUCUGGAGCCGAAAGGUCUGAUCCAAGAAAGGUUUGGCGGGAGGUGGUGGCUCGGAGGGUGCUAAAGCCUUGGCACCCGCAUGGGCUGCACCAGCUGAUCUACUACUCUGUCUAUGCUGAUUGGGAUACCUCCACCAAUGGCCCCCCUCCUUACUGGUUCCCUUCCCAAUAUGAGUCUAAACAUACAAACUUGGGACGUUUGAUGGAAAAUUAUGGUUCAAAGCUAUUAGGGACUUCAUACAAGGAUCCCAUUACAAGUUUUAGCCAGUUUCAGAAGUUCUCCGUUCAGCAUCCUGAGGCUUACUGGUCCAUUGUUUUAAAAGAGCUUUCAGUUUCGUUUCAUGAGGCCCCAAAGUGCAUUUUAGAUACCACUGACAAAUCAAAACAUGGGGGAACGUGGUUGCCUGGUUCAGCUUUGAAUAUUGCAGAAUGUUGUUUGCUACCAAGAAGUCAUCCAAGAAAAGAGGAUAGUGAUUUGGCUGUUGUGUGGAGGGAUGAAGGCUCUGACGAUUCCCAUGUUAAUCAUAUAACAUUACAAGAAUUGCGACAGCAAGUAAUGUUGGUGGCAAAUGCACUGCAUGCAAUAUUUACAAAUGGCGAUGCAAUUGCAAUUGACAUGCCAAUGACAGUCAAUGCAGUUAUCAUAUAUUUGGCGAUUGUACUAGCAGGAUUUGUUGUUGUAUCAAUAGCUGACAGCUUUGCUGCUAAGGAAAUUGCAACUCGUUUGCGUGUAUCAAAAGCAAAGGGUAUCUUCACUCAGGAUUUCAUAUUAAGAGGAGGUCGGAAGUUUCCUUUGUACAGUCGAGUAGUAGAAGCUGAUCCGAUUAAGGCUAUAGUGCUCCCUGUGAUGGGGAAGGAUGUAGGCACUCAGCUAAGAGAACAGGAUUUAUCGUGGAAAGAUUUUCUUUCUGGUGCCAGUCACCAUCCGAGCUCAACUAGUAAUAUUCCAAGCUAUCGACCUAUAGAAACUGUGACUAAUAUUCUCUUCUCAUCUGGAACCACAGGAGAACCAAAAGCUAUUCCAUGGACACAGCUUUCACCAAUUCGAGCUGCUGCUGAUGUUUGGGCUCACCUUGAUGUUCAAGUUGGAGAUGUUUUCUGCUGGCCCACAAAUUUGGGAUGGGUGAUGGGACCAGCUUUACUUUAUUCAUGCUUUCUAACUGGUGCAACUCUUGCACUCUAUCAUGGAUCACCUCUUGGCCGUGGCUUUGGAAAAUUCGUUCAGGAUGCAGAAGUGACUGUUUUGGGUACAGUUCCUAGCUUAGUAAAAUCUUGGAGGAGUACGCAGUGUAUGGAAGGCCUAGAUUGGACAAGGAUAAAAUUAUUUGCAUCCACUGGGGAAGUAUCCAAUGUUGAUGAUGACCAAUGGCUUUCUUCAAGAGCUUAUUACAAGCCCGUUAUGGAAUGUUGUGGCGGCACAGAACUUGCAUCAUGUUACAUCCAAGGAAGUCCAUUGCAGCCGCAAGUUUUUGGAGCCUUUAGCACAGCAUCAGUGACAACAGGCAUUGUUAUCCUUGAUGAAUAUGGGAUACCCUAUCCAGAUGAUCAAGCUUGUGCUGGUGAAGUGGGUUUAUUCCCCAUAAACAUGGGAUCAACUGAUAGACUGCUUAAUGCUGAUCAUGAUGAAAUUUACUUCAAGGGCAUGCCAAUGUAUAAAGGAAUGCGCCUCAGGAGACAUGGAGACAUUGUUGAGAGAACUGUUGGAGGCUAUAUGAUGGUACAGGGUAGGGUUGACGACACCAUGAACCUUGGAGGCAUUAAGACAAGUUCCAUUGAAAUUGAGCGUGUUUGUGACCGUGUUGAUGAAAGCAUCUUGGAGACUGCCGCAAUCAGCAUUGCACCCGUUAAUGGUGGUCCAGAACAAUUGGUCAUAUUUGUAGUGUUGAAGAAAGGGUUUAAUAUUGAACCGGAACAGCUGAAGAGAAUAUUCUCAAGGGCCAUUCAAAGCAACCUCAACCCUCUGUUUAAGGUGAACAAUGUGAAGAUUGUUCCAGAGUUCCCAGAACCGCUUCAAACAAGUUAUUGAGAAGGGUCCUGAGGGACCAAAUGAAGCAUGAGUUUUCAGUACGGAGUAGAAUUUAGUAGCACAUCCGUCCAUUGUUGGUGCAUCAUCAAAUCUCAAGAAUCCAUCAACUUGAAGUGCAUACUGAGAUGCUUGAAUUACUGAAGUACGUAAAUGGAAUAAGAAGAAAUGUUUGAGAAACGUGAAACAAGCAUAAAUCCUUGGUUGAUAUAUGUUUUGACAUUAAUAAAUCGAUCGGGGCUCAUUGAUUUUGA
Juglans microcarpa x Juglans regia is the source of this 2577-nucleotide messenger RNA. Its product is annotated as probable acyl-activating enzyme 18, peroxisomal. The transcript is spliced from 14 exons. Lineage: Eukaryota; Viridiplantae; Streptophyta; Magnoliopsida; Fagales; Juglandaceae. Bases 200 to 2326 code for a protein of 708 amino acids. The record is from RefSeq and is a predicted model, not a curated record.